AUGUAUCGCCAGUUAAGCAGCGUAAAUAAACAACCCCAUUUCGAACUUUCUUCAAAACAGAAUGGAUAUGCUGGACUUGGGAUGACUCCAAAGAUGGCAACAGUUCGAAAGAACAAGGAAGGAUUCACUCCAAGACAAGUCAAGGCUGCGAUGGAAGCAAGAAGUGCAAUGCAAAUACUCAAUGCUCCAAGCACCAAAAGUCUGAAGUAUGCGAUCCGAUCUGGUCUCAUCAAGAACUGUCCUAUCACUGAAGAAGCGAUCAAUCAUGCCGAAGCAAUAUUUGGACCUGACGCCUCUACAUUGAAAGGCAAGUCAACAAGACCAACUCCGAAGAAGACGUAUGACGACUUCUUCAGUCCACCAGAGGAAUUGUAUCAACAUAAUCGAUCUAUUACCGUCUGUAUUGAUCACAUGAAGAUCGAGAAUGCUAAGUUUCUCACCUGCAUUGAUACCACUGUGCGUUAUCGCUCAUGUAUUCCCAUGCAGAACCUGAAGACUGACCCUGUAUUUGAAGCAUUGGAUAAGAUAUUCCGCUGCUACAACAAGGCAGGCUUUCAAGUCAAGAUCAUCAAGUGUGAUCGGGCAUUCAUUCCUCUCACGGAUGAUAUGCUAGAUGAUAUGGGUGUUACUAUUGACCCGACUGCAGCUGGAGACCACGAGCCUACCGCUGAGCGAAACAAUUGA
Cylindrotheca closterium is the source of this 684-nucleotide messenger RNA. Lineage: Eukaryota; Bacillariophyta; Bacillariophyceae; Bacillariales; Bacillariaceae. The record is from the annotation of a GenBank genome assembly.